Molecule: messenger RNA, 12631 nt
Organism: Myxocyprinus asiaticus (Chinese sucker)
Lineage: Eukaryota; Metazoa; Chordata; Actinopteri; Cypriniformes; Catostomidae
Gene: neo1b
Product: neogenin
Exons: 29
Coding region: 66-4379 (1437 amino acids)
Biological process (GO): cell-cell adhesion
Cellular component (GO): membrane
Molecular function (GO): protein binding
Source: RefSeq, a predicted model, not a curated record
GUUUUUUUCUUUUCUUUUUUUAUUUCCCUGAGGUAUUUUUUGUGUGAUUUUUACCUCAGAAAGUGAUGGCGGAGUGGAGGGCACGGCUGCUCGUGUUUUUCGCGAGUCUCACGGUUCUCCGGUUCUGCGGUGCGAAUAAAGGUUCUAAUAUUCGGGGCUUCACUCCAUUCAGGUUCUCUGUGGAACCCGUCGACACGAUGGCUGUACGUGGUCUCCCCGCCGUUCUGAACUGCUCGGCCGUUAGCGAUGCUCCAGUAAGGGUAGAAUGGAAGAAGGACGGAACGUUCCUGAAUCUGGCAGCAGACGAUCGGAGAAGACAGCUCGCAGAUGGGUCUCUACUCAUCAGCACGGUGGUCCACUCCAAACACAAUAAGCCUGAUGAGGGGGUCUAUCAGUGUGUGGCAACCAUCGACAAUCUGGGAACAAUCAGCAGCCGAACCGCACAACUCACUGUAGCAGGGCUUCCGCGGUUCCUCAGCCAACCGGAGGGCGUGUCUGUGCGAAUGGGUGGCACUGAGAUGCUCAACUGUGAGAUGACGGAGGAACUCACCCCAUUCACCCGCUGGGAGAGGGGCAGUCAGACCAUUGAGUUAGACAGCAGGGUGAUACAGCUGCCCAGCGGAGCUCUAGUGAUCAGUAAUGCCUCAAAGACUGACGCUGGACUCUACCGCUGCACAAUUGAUGGUCUAGGACCGCCCAAAACCAGCGAGGAGGCGGAGUUACAAGUGUCUGCAGAUUCGGGUGCCGAGGAGAAGCUAGAGACCCUCCGGAGCCCAGUUGCCGUGGCGAAAGUUGUCGGGGAGAGCGUGUUGUUGCCGUGUGUCAUGAAAGGUUAUCCCAUACCAGUUAUUCGCUGGACGUUUAACGGCCGGCCAAUCGAUGAGAGCAAUGACCGUUUUGCUGUGAUUGGUGGAGGGAGUCUGCAGAUGGUGAAUCUGACAGAAGAGGAUGCUGGGAUAUAUGGUUGCCAUGCAGACAGCGGCAACAUGACCAGCGAUAUACAAGCAGAACUCACAGUUCGAGUUCCUCCAAGGUUCCUGACGAGACCCUCCAACACUUACGCCCAGGAGUCCAUGGACAUCAUCUUUGAGUGUGAUGUCACGGGGUCACCUCCACCCACUGUCAAAUGGAUGAAGGAUGGUGACACGGUCAUCCCGAGUGACUAUUUCAGAAUAGUGAAGCAGCACAAUCUCCAGGUUUUGGGUUUAGUAAAAUCAGACGAGGGUUUUUAUCAAUGUUUAGCAGAAAACGAUGCCGGGAACGUCCAGGCAAGCGCUCAGCUGAUCAUACUGGAUUUAGACGUUGCCCUCCCUUCCACUGUCCCUUCACUGACCGAUGCCACUGCUGAUCAUGUAGCGUCCAGCCCUGAUGAGCGCUCUGGCCCCGCCCCCUCUGCACCACGUGAUGUUGUGGCAUCUUUGGUGUCCACCCGCUUCAUCAAGCUGACGUGGCGACUUCCUGCCGAGCCGCACGGGGACAACAUCACCUACUCGGUAUACUACAGUUUGGACGGCACUAACAGGGAGCGUGUUGAGAACACCAGCGGACCAGGAGAGAUGCAAGUCACCAUCCAGAACCUCGUUCCUGACACAAAGUACACAUUUCGGGUGGUUGCUUCCAAUGCCAACGGCCAAGGCGAGAGUUCCGCCCCACUUACAGUGGCCACACAGCCGGAGGUUCAGGUACCCGGUCCGGCCCCUAAUCUGCAGGUGGGAUCUGUUGGCAGCACCUCAGUCACAUUGAGAUGGGAGAGACCAAUCACUGGAAACGGGGAGAUCCAGACCUACAAACUCUUCUACAUUGAAAAGGGUCAAGACUCCGAGCAGGACAUGGAGGUCACAGGUUUGUCAUACACGAUGACAGGGCUUAAGAAGUUUACAGAAUACAUUUUCAGAGUGGUGGCGUACAACAAACAUGGUCCUGGUGUGUCUACUGAGGACGUAACAGUCCGAACACUGUCUGACGUACCAAGCGCCCCUCCACAGAACCUUACCCUAGAGGUCCUCAAUUCAACGAGCAUCAUGGUCCGAUGGCAACCGCCUCCCCCUGGCACUUUAAACGGAGAACUGACGGUAUAUAAAUUACGCUACCGGAAAGGACUCAGAAAAGCGGAUGCAAUUGAAGUGUCAACCACACAACUCUAUCAGCUUAUUGAUGGUCUGGAGAAGGGAAAGGUCUACACGUUUAGAGUGUCGGCCACCACUAUAAACGGCACUGGACCAACGACAGAGUGGAUCACAGCGGAAACCUUUGAGAACGAUCUGGACGAAUCUCAGGUACCUGGAGUCCCGAGCUCGCUGCACGUUCGUCCACUGGUAAAUAGAAUUGUGGUGAGCUGGACUCCUCCAGACAAUCAAGACAUUUUAGUCCGAGGUUAUAAAAUCGGAUACGGUAUCGGCAGCCCUCAUGCCCACACGGUCGCUCUGGAUUACAAGCAACGUUUCUACAGCAUUGAUAACCUUGAUGCCAGUUCUCAUUACGUCAUCACUCUCAAAGCGUUCAACAACAUGGGCGAAGGAAUUCCGAUCUACAACAGCGCCACCACCAGGCCUCAGUCCGACCCCAUAGACCCUGAUAUUGAUUUCUAUGAACUCUUCAAUAACCCAUACACCCCAGCACCCGACCCCACACCCAUGCUGCCCCCGGUGGGCGUUCAGGCGACCGUCCUCAGCCAUGACACCGUCAAAGUCAGCUGGGCCGACAACUCGCUCCCGAAGAACCAGAAGAUCACCGAUUCCAGAUAUUACACCAUACGCUGGAAGACCAACAUUCCUGCUAACGCAAAGUUUAAGACGGCAAACACCACGUCUCUAUUCCAUACUGUAACGGGACUGAAACCCAACACACUGUACGAGUUCUCCGUUAUGGUGACUAAGAGCCGCAGGAGUAGUACGUGGAGUAUGACGGCCCACGGCACCACCUUUGAGUCCAUUCCCAACUCCGCCCCUAAAGAUGUGACAGUCAUCAGUAAAGAGGGAAACCCACGAAUCAUCAACAUUAACUGGCAGCCGCCCACUGAAGCCAACGGCAAAAUCACAGGUUACAUCAUCUACUACAGCACAGAUGUGAAUGCUGAGGUUCAUGAUUGGGUCGUGGAGCCCGUGGUGGGCAACAGACUGACCCAUCAGAUUCAGGGUCUGACCCUCGAAACCACGUACUACUUUAAGAUCCAGGCACGCAACUCUAAGGGCAUGGGGCCCAUGUCGGACGCCGUGCACUUCAGAACGCCUAAAGCUGAACCAUCGGAUAAAAUGUCGAGUGAUCAAGGGCUGCAAGUAAAACCCGGUCACCCCACACUUCCGGAACACGGGAUCGGAUCCAACAUUGAUAAGCCUGGCAUCACGGGCAGUCAGGAGAAUCAUAUUCUGGUGAUAGUGGUGAUAGUUUCAGUCGGAGUGUUUACGAUCAUUGCCGUGGUCGUUGGAGCUGUCCUCUGUACACGCCGGUCCAACUCACACCAGAAGAAGAAGCGUGCAGCAUGCAAGUCCAACACCAGCUCUCACAAAUACUUGAGUUCUUCUAAAGACCUGAAACCUCCUGAUCUCUGGAUCCAUCAUGAGCGUGUGGAGCUUAAACCCAUGGACAAAUCACCUGAACCGAACCCAGUUAUGACCGAGACACCACUCCCUCGAACCGCCCCGGACCCGACCGCUGAACCCUCCCAUCAGAGACGAGGUCACGAGGUCGAGGAAAGUGUGUCCACACUGGCUGGUCGGAGGGGAGCGAGAGCGAAAAUGACGAUGCCUUUCGAUUCUCAACCUCCCCAACCCGUGAUUAGCGCUCACCCCGUUCAUUCCCUUGAUCAUCUUCAUCACCAUCAUCAUCACUAUCAUCUUCCUCCACGCGGAUACCUUCAUCAUCAGAUCAGCCUGAGAGCGCCCGCCACACCGACACCAUACUUAGACAGGGUGCCCUCUGCAGAGUCUGUGAGGAAUCAACCCCCUGCUCCAGAACCUCCGGUUGCACCCAGUCAGUCCACCUGCACAGUCGAGCUGCAGAAGACAGAAGCGGUCCUUAAAGAGGAAGACCCACCAAGCGUAAACCCACCGACGGGCCACGUCCGGCCAACACACCCACUCAAGAGCUUCGCCGUACCGACGGUCACUGUCUCCACCCACAACCCGCCCACCUAUGAGUCGGCGUUACCCAGCACCCCUCUGCUGGCACAACCAGUGCCCGGCGUUAAGACGGCAUCCAUUGGAACACUAAAUCGAGCACGAGCUCCAAUGGCAGUAACAGUCCCCAAUGCACCCGGCCAAUCAGAAACCAGCAAGAUGUUGUUACAGUCAGAUAUGACAUAUGAAACAGAUGAACUAUCAGAGGAAAUGGCUCACCUGGAGGGUUUGAUGAAGGAUCUGAAUGCCAUCACCACAGCGUGAAGCACAAAACAGCUCUCUCCAAUCACACACACUGAAAUCUCCUGGCUUAACCCUGUUCUCAGGAAGAAUCAGGCCAUUUUUAAUAAACACUGAUCCCACAUCAGCUUUAAGAAUGAGGAACGGAAUUAUCAAUGACUGGAAAUGGAUAACGGCUGCUGUGUUUCCGUCCUGCAUGGAUCUUUCUGGAGAACAGCAUAAAAGACGAGAAUUUGAAUGAAAACGUUGGACUCAGAUGAGCCGUUCUGCACAGAAUAAAAAAUGUUUUAUGUUAUUUUGGGAUUGUAUUCAUGUAAUACAUAUUUUAAGCCUGUAUAUGUAGUUUUCAUUGUUUUUAUGGUAAUUUAAGGACUUUUAUUUUAUGAAACCUCACAUUCGCACACGUUGGGCUUCUUUCAUGAAACACAAGCCAAAUUAAUUUGUGUAAAUUGUUCAUUGAACCAUUUUUACAUAAAUUGUCAGAUCCAGUUCAAUGGGCCUUAUUUGUAAAACAUGAGCAGAACAAAUUAAAUGACAUAAAUUGUUCAUAAAUGCAUGCAUACGUUUUUUUUUUUUUUUUUUUUUUCAUUAAACUGAAUGCAACAAAUUAUGUAUGAAUGGUUUUAUGUAGGAUUUGUAAAAAACAUUCUUAUUUACAUUGGGCCUUGUAACAUAAGCAAAACGCAACCUAAAUCUAUUUGUACGUUAAAUUGUGGCAUUGAAUUGAAUGCGACAAUUUACGUAAAAUGGUUUCAUGUAUCGUUUACACAGGAUUCCGUUUCAUGAAUAUGGCCCAUGGUCGCAUUCAAUUCAAUGUUCGUAAAAUUAUUCUUGCGUAAAUCGUCAAUUCAAUUAAAUGUUCGCAAAACCAUUUUAUGUUAACUAUCACAAUCAAUUAAACGUUUGAAUAUUUUUUUUUUACAUAAAUGUAUUUCAUUGAACUUGAAAUUUAACGGAAAAAAAGUUUUACGAAAACAUUACAUUUCAUGAAAGAGGCUCAUUGUUGCAUUCAAUUCAAUAAUUUUAAAAUCAUUCUUGCGUAAAUUGUUCCAUUUAAUUUAACAUUCGUAAAAACAUUCUUUGGUAAAUUUCACUAAGGUUUGCAAAACCAUUUUAAGUGAAUUGUUACAUUUAAUUCAACGUUUGUAAAAGCAUUCUUGCAUAAAUUAUCAACAUUUUUGCGAAUAUAUUUAAUUGAAUUUAACAAUUUCCGGAUUUAUUUUAAUGAAAAAUUUAUACAUUAAUUUCGCAACUUAACGUUCAUAAAAACAUUCUUUAUAAACAUUCUUCUCUAAAAGCAUUCUUGCGUAAAUUAUUGCAAUUUUUGCGAAUAUAUUUGAAUUGGACAAUUUACGGAAAAUAUCGUUUUAUGAAAAAUGGAUACUUCAAUUUUACACGUUUCAUGAAUGAGGCUUGUUGUUUGAGGCUCAUUGUUGCAUUAAAUUUAAUGUUUGUAAAAUCAUUCUUGCGUAAAUUGUUCCAUUCAAUUUAUCAUUCGUAAAAACAUUCUUUGGUAAAUUUCACAAUCAAAGAUCUGCGAAACCAUUUUAAAUGAAUCGUCAUAUUUAAUUAAACCUUUUUAAAAGAAUUCUUGCAUUAUCUAAAUUUUUGUGAAUAUAUUUAAUUGAAUUUGACAAUUAUGGAAAAUUUAUGAAAAAUGUAUACAUUUAUUUUGCUCAUGUUUCAUGAAUUUUGCUUGUUUGUCACAUUUAUUUCAGUGUUCGGAAAAUCAUUCUUACGUAAAUUUUCACAUUCAAUUAAAUUCGCAAAACCAUUUUGUUAAUCAUCACAAUUCAACGUUUGUAAAAGCUUUCUUUUUCUUUUUUUAUCUCCUUUUCUCCCCAGUUUGGAAUGCCCAAUUCCCACUACUUAGUAGGUCCUCAUAGUGGCGCGGUUACUCACCUCAAUCCGGGUGGCGGAGGACAAGUCUCAGUUGUCUCCGCUUCUGAGACCGUCAAUCCACGCAUCUUAUCACGUGAUUCGUCGUGCAUGACACCGCGGAGACUCACAGCAUGUGGAGGCUCAUGCUACUCUCCGCGAUCCACGCACAACUCACCACACGCCCCAUUGAGAGCGAGAACCACUAAUCGCGACCACGAGGAGGUUACCCCAUGUGACUCUACCCUCCCUAGCAACUGGGCCAAUUUGGUUGCUGAGGAGACCUGGCUGGAGUCUCUCAGCACACCCUGGAUUCGAACUCGCGACUCCAGGGGUGGUAGUUUUAAAAGCAUUCUUACAUGAAUUGUCGCAUUUUGCAAAUUAAUUUAAUUGAAUUUGACUAUUUACAGAAAAAACGGUUUUAUGAGAAAUGUACAACAUGAUUGAGGUUCAGCCCUGUUGCUUUAUUUCAGUGUCUUAUCAUCAUUUGCUCCAUAAAGAUGUAUAUGUUAUCUAUCUUCAUUGCACUUCGUCUAAGAGUCAUCGUUGGAAAGAAACCGAGAUUUUCUUUCUUGUCUCUGGAGUUCCUGUGUCCUCAGUGGCUCAGAUGUAACGUCCCAUCAGUCGCGAGGGACGCUCGUAGCAGGACAAUUCUUAAUAUGCAUUAAAAAAAGAUUAAGUGGACGCCGCAUGGACAGCGGUUUUCAUGUUAUGCUCUGUCGUUAUGAUCUUAUUUCAGCAUACAGUGACAUUAAUGUUUGGUGCUGCAGAAACUCCUGAAAUUGAAAAGGUUUGCAAAAACGAAGCCUGAAUCAUUCCAGAACUCGGAGCCACCUGCUUCUGUUCCCUGGAUUCCUAAUUUGGGGCCCCAGAGAUUCAUCAUGAAGGAGUUUAAUGCCAAGUGACUCUCGGAUUUUUGUACUUUGAGAGAUAUAUAUAUUCAACGAACUGCAAAUAUUUGCUUGGGUAAAUACUUUGUACACUCCCAAAAAGGAAGAUUUUUAUAUAUUCAUUUAUUGGUUUGUUUUUAUAUGAAUACGACACAUCGCUUUGUAAACAUUUUCCAUGUAAGUUAUGAUAACGCAAACGGUUAAAUAUUCUGCGUUGUGUUUUCACCGUUCUGGUUAGCCAGCCCUUUCUCCCAAAGAAUGAACGAGAGAAAAUAUCAGUGACGAUGAACUCGAUGAACCUUGCUCGUGUACAGUUUCUCACGUCAUGAAUGUCAAUGUGGCUGUAACAAAUUCUGCUUAAGAAUAAAGUUGUUGUUUGUGUUUACAAUUACAGGGGAAGAUUUAAAAAAGGAAAAAAUAAAACAGUGAACCAUGUUGUAUGGGCAGUGUACCGUCAACUGUCAUUUGCACCGUUUAUAUUUUGAAUUUGAAAUGGAUUGUUGAUGCCAUGUGAAAUAUGAACCUAUUUUAUGUAUCAAUAAUGUCACAAGUAAACAGCUGGUUUUAAAGACAAAUAGAACUCUUGGUUUAUUUUGUUGUAAUAUUAUUCAGUUAGAACAUAUUUGAAUUUGAAUGUCACAUGUAUUGAGGAUGCUUGUGGCUUUUUUCCUCAGAGGUUGUAGAAGCAGAACUUGAAGGUUAGAUAGUGCACCAUAGCAAUUUUGUAAUCCACCUCAUUGUUUAUCAUAGCUGAUUUUAUUCUUGCUAUAUUUGAGUCAUUUAGAAGCAUUUUACCAUUGGCUUUGAAGUGGCCUCGUAAUCUGUGCUAAUGUGCCAACAUAUUGUCUUAGACCCGGGUUUGAGUCCAGUCCAUUAAACUAAUGUUCUGGGUUCAAUACAUGUUUAGCUAAUCAACAGCAUUUGUGGCAUAAUGUUGAUUACCACACAAAUUUGUUUUGACUCGUCCGUCCUUUUCUUUAAAAUAAGCAAAUAUGGAGGUUACAGUGAGACACUUACAAUGAAAGUCAAUGGGACCAAUUUUUGGAGGGUUUAAACAGAAAUGUGACACUUAUAAUUUUAUAAAAACACAUUAAUUCUUCUGUUAAAACUUUUUAUUGUGUAUUAUUUGAGAAGUUGUUUAAAUUGUCAUUUUUACAAUCGUUUUAGGGUUUGUUGACAUUACAUCGUUAUGGUCAAAUGGUCCAAAUUGGCUAUAACUUUGCACAGAACAGGUUAGUAAGUGAUUUUAUCACAUUAAAAUCAUUUUUACACUCAUAUCUUUUGUGGUUAUACUUGUGAAACAGUGAGUAUUUUAAUGUUAAAAAAUUGGUCAUAUUGACUUCCAUUGUAAGUGCCUCACUGGAACCAAAUUUGUUUACUCCCCCUCUCUCCACCCCACUUUCUCCCCAAUUUGGAAUGCCCAAUGUGCUCUAAGUUUUCGUGGUGGCGUAGUGACUCACCUCAAUCCAGGUGGCGGAGGACGAACCUAAGUUGCCUCCGCGUCUGAGACCGUCAAUCCGCGCAUCUUAUCACGUGGCUUGUUGAGUGCGUUACCACGGAUACCUAGCGCGUGUGGAGGCUUCACCCUAUUCUCCGCGGCAUCCACGCACAACUCACCACGCGCCCCACCGAGAGCGAGAACCACAUUAUAGCGACCACGAGGAGGUUACCCCAUGUGACUCUACCCUCCCUAGCAACCGGGCCAAUUUGGUUGCUUAGGAGACCUGGCUGGAGUCACUCAGCACACUCUGGAUUCGAACUCACGACUCCAGGUGUGGUAGUCAGCAUAUUUACUCGCUAAGCUACCCAGGCCCCCGUGUUUUGUGCUUUUUUUAAAGAAAAGGAGGAAGGAGUCAAAAUACAUUUUUGUGGUAAUCAAUAUUAUGCCACAAAUGAUGUCGAUUGAACUCAACUUAUAUUAUAUAUUAACCCUGAAUAUUCCUUUAAUAGUAUUUUUGGAAAAUAUUCACAAUAAUGGAAAAGAUUGUGCUUAUGCAUCUUCAGGUAUUUCUUAAGAACAACCAAAUCUUUGAAACUUUUCAGUCUGGUUUUAAAUCUUCAUAUUGCACAGAAUCUGCUCUUCUUGUUUUAAAUGACAGUUUAGUAGCUACAGAUUGAGGUGAUACUGUGAUUUUAGUUCUUUUAGAUCUGACUUCAGUGUUUGAUACUGUUGAUCAUGCUAUACUGCUCUCCAGACUAGAAUCGUGUGUGGGCUUAAAAGGGAAUGUUCUUAAAUGGUUUAAAUCCUAUUUAACUGAUUGAACGUUCUCUGUCAAGCUGGGCAAAUUUACCUCUUCUGUGAACCGCAUUAUCUGUGGUGUGCCACAGGGCUCUAUUCUUGCGCCAGCACUUUUUUCUCUAUAUAUGCUCCCUCUGGGUUCCAUUAUCAGAAACCAUGGUAUCUCCUACCACUUCUACGCUGAUGACACUCAAAUCUACUUACCGGUUAAAUGAAAUGAUCACAUUGCAAUACAAUCUCUUCUAGCUUGCCUGGAGGAAAUAAAAGGUUGGCUAGUCAAAAACGUUUUAUUUUUGAAUGAAGAUAAGACAGAAGUGAUUGUCUUUGGUCCUACAGACAAUUUUGAUGUCAGUAAUGCUGAUUGUGGAAAUCUUAAUGCUUUUCUCUCUCCUCAAGUUUGAUAGCCAGCUGAAAUUUGACAAACAUAUUAGUGCUGUCAUAGGUUCCAGUUUCUUUCAGCUACGUCUACUCUAAAGUUAAACCCUUUUUGACAAAGAAAACGUUAGAGAUAGCAGUUCAUGCCUUCAUCACUUCUCGUCUGGACUACUGUAAUUCUCUCUAUUGUGGAAUUUCCAAAUCUCUAAUUGCUCGACUCCAAUUAGUCCAAUGCAGCAGCAAAAUUUCUCAAAGGAGGUCAGAAGUAUGAUCAUGUUACCCCCAUUUUAAGAUCACUUCACUGGCUGCCGGUUCAAGCUAGAAUUGAUUUUAAAAUUCUCUUGAUUGUUGAAAAAUUGUUACACAACCAAGCUCCCAGUUACUUACUACAUCCUUACAACCCACCUAGAAGUCUGAGAUCCGGUGAUCAAUAUCUCCUCGAUGUCCCACGCUCGAGGCUAAAGCGUAGAGGAGCAUUGUGGGUCCUAUUUUAUGGAAUAGUUUGCCUGUCAGUAUCAGGAUUGUCACCUUCAAUAUCUGUUUUUAAAUCUUCUCUUAAAACUCAUCUCUUUUCACUGGCUUUUAAUAGUAUGUAAUGUCCUGGUCCUGAAUCGUUGUGUGUUUUUAUAAUUUUGUAUUGUACAGCACUUUGGUCAGCCUUGAUGCUGUUUUUAAACGUGCUUUAUAAAUAAAAGAACUUGAACUUUCAUGAGCGCGGCCAUGAUACUUGCUUUAUCUCAAUAAUCCCUUGGACACUUUCAAUCGUGGAAUAAUUUUGUGAUUGUUUUUACAUUCACAUCGGUACGCAACGGAAACAAAUAUUUUGUGCGUUUAUUUUUUGUGCAUUUAUUUAUUUACAUAUAGCCAUGUGGGAGACCGUCGAAUUUCCUACAACCCUCUUAAAGAUGUUUAUUAUUUUUUAGAUAUGGUCUUAUAAUUUACUGAAUACUACAGUAAAACCAUGCUUACUGUAUGGAUACUUGGACGUUUUGUUCUACAACAUAAAUUACAAACGGUCAAUCAAACGGGAAUUUUGAGGCUGCUGUUUUUUAAAAAUGUAUGUUGCUAAUAAAAUGCUAAAUAAGGACUACAAAUACCACAAGCGUGUGAGUGUACGUGCCUGGCGAACCGGAAACUCAUUGUAGUCCUUAAUUAGCAACUUGUUAGCAACAUAACACUGUGACCACAAAAUUCACAUUUGAGGUAUGACUGUGUGUAACAUAUGUUGUAGAAUACAUCUUUACCACAGACCUUAUUUUACUCAUACACCCAACCGUGUAAAAUCCUAAAAAUAAAAGACUCUUCCAGAUGUUUUGGACUACACUGAACAGUCUAUUACUAUAGUAAAACCAUGGUUCAUUUUCCUAAUUGGGUUAAACAAGUAGGGUGACAACAUUAAAUUGAACAUACAUUUAUACUUGAUAUACACUGAUAAACUAAAAAAAAAAAAAAAACUACUUUAUAUAACCGAAUCUAAAUAUAUCGGUUAACAGAAGCUAAGGCUGCGCUUGGCUCAUAUGAAUCAGUGAAUCAUUUAUGUGAACUACUUCAUUUGCAUGAACCGUCCGAAAGAACCGACUCAAUAAAAUGAACCGGAGUGCCCAACGCUAAAGAUAACGGAAUCGUUUAACAAGUUCAUUUAAGUGAAUUGUCCGAAAGAACCGAUUCGGUUGUGUGAGUGCGUUUGAUGGUUGGGAAAGCAACACAUACAGAAAAUGUAGUUAAAGUAAGUAGUGUUGCUACUUUUAGUUACUUUUCUUCCCAACACUGGUGUGUCGUCAUGACUGGAUACUUGUGUGAUUUCUGUUUGAAAUGUAUUUAGACUUUUUUUUUUUUUCUUUUGUUGCUUUGAUACCAUAAAUAAAGAGUCAGACAAAAUUGUUAAUCAAAAAAUUUAAUUGCUCAAACUUGUUCAGUUAAGUACUCAUACUGCUGAAAUAUAUUAUAAACUGAUCUCGACUGACAGAAUUCUGUAACCCUUUUUAUUAAGUGUCAUUGGCUUCUCACUUGCGUAAAAAUUGUCAACAACAUAAACGUUUCAAAUCACUUUAAAUGCUAGGAUUUUCCAAAAUGGCUAUAAAAAUCAUUAAGGCAAAUUUAACUUGCAGUACAAGUGACUAUUUCGAUUUGCCUGUUUACAGCAGCCUAAAAAGCCUUACAUGUAGAAGAACAAGGCUCUAUAUAAACUUUAUAUCAUCAUCAAAAUUUUAUGCUGUAUGAUACAAACCCAAUAUAAAGAAAUACAUUAUAUCUCGCCUUCAGACUUACGAUUAAGACAUCAAGAUUCAGAGGUAAUUAUUUUAAUUAUGCUCACAUUCACACCAAGGAACUCUAGGAGUUUUCUCGUUACUUUUUGGCACUAGUAAGGAACGCUGAACGGUUUUUAGUAAAUCUUUGUCAAAUUACAAAUUAAGGGAAUGCUGAUGCAUCCAUUAGGCACAUUCUGUUGAGAUUAUUAUGUACAACUCCAAACCUUUAGUAAUUAUAUUACAGCAGAAUUGCAAUCAAAACAUGCAUUUAAACUUAGACUUCAAUAUCAAGGGAGUUGCGAAUGGUUCAAUAUCCUUCAUGGUCAUUUUAUAGAACGUUGAUCGCUUCUGUACCACCAUGGACAAUCGGGAAACAUUAUAUACAGCAGGACCAAGCUCAAAAAAAGGAUAUAGGAAACCAUUAGUGCGUACAUACAAAAAUAUACAAACACAUUUCAACGCCAAACCUUCCAUUUCAAAAAAAUAAAAGAACCACAAACAUUUGGAAACUAGCGCCUCUGCAGUCCAAAGGCCACAUUAAGACCGAGAAACCAAAGCGGGUGAACAUGGGCAACGUUUGGGAUCGUAGCUGGGCUUUGGGUUCCGUGUGGACCACCAGGCCGAUGGAAAGGAGGCUCUGCGGAG